Acanthoscelides obtectus is the source of this 270-nucleotide messenger RNA. The record is from the annotation of a GenBank genome assembly. Lineage: Eukaryota; Metazoa; Arthropoda; Insecta; Coleoptera; Chrysomelidae.
AUGCAAUGGAUAAGUGCUGUACGGGAUUACCACCUGACCAAAAAACUGCCGUUCGGAAUUAGGUUCACUGCUCCUCAUCAUUCCCGGCCAAAGUUGGCCUAUCGAUGCAUGAGCGACAUGCACACCCGGCAAUCAGAAACAGAAGCGGCUAGCAGACGCAGCCGCUCCCAGGAAGACGAAUGCUGGAGUCAGGUCAAAGAUUUGGUUAGAGGAAUAGGAGCAGAAACUACGCCAAUUAAAUCAAGUGCAUGCGGGACAAAGAUUCAUUAA